Messenger RNA from Arachis stenosperma, 2166 nucleotides. RefSeq lists its product as uncharacterized. The coding region runs from base 692 to 1702 and encodes 336 amino acids. The record is from RefSeq and is a predicted model, not a curated record. Gene Ontology annotation, molecular function: metalloendopeptidase activity. The transcript is spliced from 10 exons. Gene Ontology annotation, cellular component: membrane. Gene Ontology annotation, biological process: CAAX-box protein processing. Lineage: Eukaryota; Viridiplantae; Streptophyta; Magnoliopsida; Fabales; Fabaceae.
CUUAAAUUUGGACAUCCAAAAAAUAGCUUGUCUGGAUUUUUCUCUGUUCUUGACAUGUAUAGAAUAGCAUAAACACCACAUUUACAUGUAGGAACAACAAAUCUUCUUCUGGUGUGAUUACUCACAAGCAUAUCCUUCUUUGCCACUUUAGCUCUGCUCGUCACCUCCAUCUCCUUCAACUCCACUCUUGUUCAUUUUUUAGGGUUUCGCAGCUUGCAGAACAACAAAUAGAAGUUUUCAUACCAGUAUUCAAUCCAUUGCGACGCUGUUUUCAAUUGAAGAGUUAGGGUUAAUUAGAUCUUUAUCGAAUUUCAUCUGUGCAUCGUAUCAGUUUCCAUCCAAUUCGGAAUUAACAGUUCAAGAGAUAAUGGAUAUCUCAUCCCAUUAACAAUCUAUGUAAGCAUUUUUUCGUUAGCCUUUAACAUUAAACUUGAUGAAAGAAUGACAUUAUCCUAAAAUUUAUGAGAAUAGAAACCGAUUUAAGAUUUUUAAAUUCUCAGAAAUGUCGUUGUCCUGGAGGUAAAGGUCAAGAUCAGGAUCAAGAUCGGCUGAGUGUUUACUCUAUUUGGAUUUUAGACACGAACUUCGUCCAAAGUAUUGUUGAGUCCAUACUCCCCCCAAAAAACGCUUAGUGUGUUAGCAGUCGAAUUCAACUUAAAACCUUGAUCAAAGUUGUCGUCAACUCCCCACAAUGUUGUCAAAGCUUGCUACCUCUUCUCUAGCUUCGUUCUCGCCGUGUUUCCAAUUCAAUGCCAAAAACCUCAACCUCUCUCGCACUAAACCCUUAUUCUUCAAACACCUUCGAAGAAGAGCAACCGUGUCUAUUCCCUUCCAUUUUGGUUCUCUGAGUGAAAGAACUCUUCCAUCAGUUUGUUUCUCCAAUCCUCGAGACGAAUCUGAAACCAAGUUACAGGACAAGGAAUCUGGAUCGAACAAAUGGCCAAUUCUCCAGCGAUGGCAGGUGCCUUGGCAAUGGCAAACACUUGCGUUAACUUCUCUGUCCUGUGGAUUAGGUUUCGUUUUUACAGGUUUGGUUGAGGCAGCAGCAGUAAUAAAUCUGGGCAUUCAGUACGAUGAGCUAAGUUUAGAUGAGAAAUCGGAGAUAAGUUUCGCGGAGCAGGGCCUUAUAACUGCUGUUGUACUUGGAAUUAUUUAUCGUAUGGCUAACAGUUACCAGCCACUGUCAGAAGACUUCUUCAAAUAUGAUUGGGGAGUACCUUUCGAUCUUCAAAAGGGGUGGCUUUUGUGGGCAGGAAUCGGACUAGCUGGUGCCCUGACUGCCAUGGCGAUGACUGGAGCUGUCAUGUCCUUCUUUAGUGGCGAAACUCCGGAAAUGGAGAUUGACUCUCUUGUUACGUUGCUUCCAUCAAUUGGAUCUUUAAAUAUCACUUUCAGUACUGCUUGUGUGGUAGGAACAACAGGUGUUCUUGUUCCCCUUCUUGAGGAGACUGUAUUUCGAGGCUUUAUUAUGGCUUCCUUGACUAAGUGGGUUCCGACGCCGGUAGCAAUCAUCAUUAGUGCUGCUGUAUUUGCUCUUGCCCAUUUCACUCCUGAAGCUUUUCCACAACUGUUUGUUUUAGGGACAUUUAUGGGGAUUUCAUAUGCUCAAACUCGCAACCUUCUCGCUCCCAUCACUAUCCAUGCUUUCUGGAACACUGGUGUUGCAUUGCUCCUUUCAUCACUUCAGCUUCAAGGACAAUAAUAUAUCGAAGAAUUGUUUCAGAUUUCUUGAUGGGAACAUUGUCUGUUCUGCACAAAUGUGGCGCAUGUACAAAUCUAUAUCUUUGUAUAAACUUCUCCCUUUUUCUUGCAAAGUAGAAGUAUAAGCUGGGUAUUUUGAUUAUGGCGAAUAAAAUAUGCAAUGAGCUUUGAAAUUUGAGGUAUGUAAUAAUGCGCGAUAAGUUUUCUAUUAGACUAAUUUUGUAUAUGAAUUUCUAUGUAAUCUUUAUGGUAUCACAAGUCAGAACAACCUCAACUACUUAACCUAGCUGCUUCAUGGCUUGUUCCUCAAAUUGAAUGUCUGACCAGAAACUUACCAAAUCACUGUUGCAGCACUAGUCACGUAAGAUUUGCUUGAGUUUUAGUAAACGAAAUUUAGUGGAGGCACAUUUUCUUCUCAUAUGCAAACUUUUUAUUGAUUGAAAUAUUUUGGAGACCAAAAAAAAA